Cavenderia fasciculata is the source of this 1563-nucleotide messenger RNA. RefSeq lists its product as uncharacterized. The record is from RefSeq and is a predicted model, not a curated record. The coding region runs from base 1 to 1563 and encodes 520 amino acids. The transcript has a single exon. Lineage: Eukaryota; Evosea; Eumycetozoa; Acytosteliales; Cavenderiaceae.
AUGGCAUCUAGUAUAAAUCAAUAUAUUCAAGGGUGUAUCAUUAGAUUGCUGAUAGAAUCUAAGCAAGUCAUUACUUGUUUGACUGGUAGUAGCAAACCUAGAGAUAUUAGUAGGAUUAGUAGUCAAUCAAUGAUUGAUGGAGUUAUCAAGAGGGAGAUGAUCACUUUGACUGUACAAGAUAUACUCGAUAUUGCAUUAGUUUCAAAGUGGUGGUUCACAGUAGUUAGACAGAGGUCAAAGAUUGUAUUUAAUGGUCACUUGAACAUGAUCAAGAUACUUGAAUCAAUACAAUCAAGUAACAUAUACUCUCUCUGCUCUUCACAAUAUAUUCAAACUUUGAAAUGGUCAUUUAAAGAUAAUCAUCAUAAACAAUCAUCAUCAUCAUUUAUAGAUGGGAAUGAGUUGAUUAGACAAUUACCCAAUUUGAAAACAAUCAAUUUUAAAUGUCAAAGUUAUAUCAAUUUACCUGCAAUGCAAGCAUUAAAGACUAUACAAAAAGAGUAUCCACAUAUGAAUAUUCAUAUAGACACCAAAUUUGUACUAAAAGAUAUAAGAGGGUUUCCAAUAGACAGUUUAGAGAUAUCAAAAUGGUCAAAAUAUUUUAAUGGAGGGUUUACACCCAACUCUGUGUCACUGUCAACCAAUGUAUUUAAAAGUAUCAGGUCUGAUGGUGGAUAUGAAGAAUCGUUUAUUGAAAUGGUUAAAGAUCUUCAACCACAUACUCUUAGACUGAGUAUUGAUACUUGGAAAGGUCAAAUACACCUCAAUCAAGACACCCUACUUCAACACAUCUCACCAACCAUCAGACAUCUGGAAAUUAGACAAGAUUAUAUAGAAUUUUUUUAUUUAAAAAGGAUUGUACGAUCGGAUCUAUACAGAUGCUUGGAAUCACUCAAAGUAAUUAUCGAUCCAAGUAAAUUACAAGUACAAAUAAAUCUAGGUGGAGGUUUGGGUAAUGGACCAUUCAACAAAGUUUUAAUGGAUGAUUGGAUAGAAUCAUGUAAUAAUAUCAGAAAUAAUACAACUCUUAAAAGAUUACAUCUAACCUUGGGAUGUGACCCAAGUCAACUAGAAAAUGUAGAGAUAUUCCAAAUGGCAUUUGAUUCAAUUUGGAGUGGUAGAAACAAGACACAACCGGUAUCAUCAGUAAACAUUGACUAUCUAUGUUUGGAAAACAUGUCAGUUAUGAUGACACCAAAACUAUGGGAUACAUUUAGUCAUUGUAAAAGUAUAACUAAAUUAUUAUUGGAAGAUUCACUAUUUGAUGAAAUGGUUCCAUAUCUAUCCAAUUUGAUAUCAACCAACUCCACUAUCACAGUUCUCUCAAUCAAUGGUAACUAUUUGAAAUGGAGUAUUGAAUUGGAACAAGCAUUCAAAUCAAACCAAACUAUUACCAUGUUGGAUGUUGGAUACAAUCAAUUUCAUAAAGAUGCCUAUUCUUUUUUAUCGUCGUUGAUAGAUACCAACAUCCAAUAUCUGUUCCUCAGUGACGGAUUUAAUUUUGAAGAUGAUAUUGCUCCUUUUUUGACUGAAUCAAAAUCUACAAAAGAAAUUUAUUGGUAA